AUAAAAGUAAUCAAUGGUAAUCAAUGUGGAUGGAAACCAUGAUGUUUCGAUGAUCUUAAUUGAUAUUGAUGACAAGUGUGAGAAGUGGAGCCACGAUGUUAACUUGGAAGUAUGUUAACAAGAUUUGGUGGAUGCCUGCAUCAACAACCAUAAGAUGGAAACACUCCUUCACAAAUGUUAAUAGGCAUAUUUUUAACAAAGGCUGCAGAGGAAAUGAUAGAAGUUGUUCUUUAAAAUGUUUCAAAAACAGCUCAAGAAACAUUUUUAUAUCAUGUUCAUCUUUACUACAAGCAGAAUCUGUGGAAAAGGGAUUAAUUAUAGAACCUGAUGAAUAUGUUCAAAACAUUUUCAAAGGACUGAAAAGUCAGAAUAGGGGGAGUUUAGCAAGAGCAAUAACUCUUAUAGAGACUAGCAACCCAAAGAAGAAAGUUCAAGCCAAAGCAUUACUGAACCUAAUUCUACAUGAUCAAAAGAUGGUUGGAGUUCAUUCUAUGAAAGGUCCACCAACUUUUAGAAUAGGACUUUCUGGACCACCUGGGGCUGGGAAGAGCACAUUUAUUGAAACAUUUGGAAAGUUCCUUACAGAAAGGGAUCACAGAGUUGCUGUCUUAGCAGUUGAUCCCUCCUCAUCACGCAGUGGGG
Saccostrea cuccullata (small rock oyster) is the source of this 642-nucleotide messenger RNA. RefSeq names its product methylmalonic aciduria type A homolog, mitochondrial-like. The transcript is spliced from 3 exons. The annotation marks the transcript as partial. Lineage: Eukaryota; Metazoa; Mollusca; Bivalvia; Ostreida; Ostreidae. Gene Ontology annotation, cellular component: cytoplasm. The record is from RefSeq and is a predicted model, not a curated record. Gene Ontology annotation, molecular function: GTP binding; GTPase activity.